This is a messenger RNA of Acanthopagrus latus (yellowfin seabream), 1259 nucleotides long. RefSeq lists its product as uncharacterized. Bases 157 to 1143 code for a protein of 328 amino acids. Gene Ontology annotation, biological process: S-methylmethionine cycle. The transcript has 8 exons. NCBI's taxonomy places the organism in Eukaryota, Metazoa, Chordata, Actinopteri, Spariformes, Sparidae. Gene Ontology annotation, molecular function: zinc ion binding; S-adenosylmethionine-homocysteine S-methyltransferase activity. The record is from RefSeq and is a predicted model, not a curated record.
ACCCGGAACAACAACAACAGUCUGAACAGUAGCAUGAAGUUUUAACUCAGUAGGACUUUGAUACUGUGUUAUGUUGAUGUUUUAUCACCUCGACUGUACAUGUAAGGAGUGAACAAGAGUAUCGGACCUAACUUCAGUGCCUUUGUGUGUUUCUCCAUGGGUUCCUCCGCUCGUCUGAGACAUUAUAUAAACGAUAAUAAACCAUUAAUCUUAGAUGGAGGACUAGCAACCGAACUUGAAGCGCAAGGAGCCAAAUUACAAGGAGAUCCAUUGUGGAGCGCCAGGCUUUUGCACACUAAUCCCCAGGCCAUAAAAGAUGCUCAUUACAAGUUUCUCCUCAGUGGUGCUGAUGUCAUCACAACAGCCACGUACCAGGCGAGUAUCACAGGAUUCAUCGAUCACCUGGACGUGAGCUCUGAACGCGCCAGAGAGCUGCUGAUGUCUGGAGUUGAACUAGCCAAAGAGACGGUCGAGAGAUUUGUCUCUGACACUCCUCCGAAAGGGCAGACAUGUCCGCUGGUGGCGGGUUCUGUUGGGCCAUACGGGGCCUUUCUGCACGACGGCUCAGAGUACACCGGGGCUUACGCACAAAAGAUGAGUGUUGAGGAGCUUAAAGUUUGGCAUCGGCCACACAUCGACUGCUUGGCAGCUGCAGGAGCUGAUCUCAUAGCUUUUGAGACAAUCCCGAGUAUCAAAGAGGCGGAGGCUCUGGUCGAGCUGCUCAGGGAGUUUCCCGACUCUAAAGCCUGGCUCUCCCUCUCGUGUAAGGAUGGGAAGUGCAUGUCAGACGGCAGCCCGUUCACCGAUGUGGUGCAGAUUGCUAAUCGGUCCUCGCAGCUGGUUGCUGUAGGCGUCAACUGCUGCUCACCGGUGCUGGUGGAGCCGCUGCUGGAGUCUGCCGGGUCGCUGCUGAGCCCACAUUUGAGCUGGGUGGUGUAUCCCAACAGUGGAGAGGAGUGGAACACUCAGCAGGGAUGGCUGAUGUCAGAGAAAACAUCAGCAUUAGUACCUGAGCUCAGUCGUACGUGGAUGAAGCAAGGUGCUGCUUUGAUAGGAGGCUGCUGCCGGAUCGGUCCUGCUCACAUAGCCGAGCUACGACACCAGUUAAAAGGAAGUGGCAUGUCUGCGGACUCUGCAGUGUGACCGGGCCAAAAAUGUGACGCUGACUGUUGUAAAGAAAGAUGUCUGUUCCAGAAGUGUUUAUUAAAAAAAAACUUAGUUUAUUGGAAAAUUAAUAAAUAAACCAUUACAUCAAAUGA